CAGUAGAGAGAUGGGGAGAAAAUAUCCAUCGAGGCACUUAGCUACAGCCAAAGCGAUGGACCACAUGCAUUUCAGAUGCUUGCAUUCAGAUGUGGCUGCAACGGUUCUGUAUCACGAAAAUGUAACGAAUACCGAUGUGAAUCUGGCUAUUGCGCACCAAACAGUCACGUAAUGCGUGUUUUAAUCUCAGUAUUUUGUGGUCACCGACUGGCAUAGUUAUUUUUGUCGAGACAUUUUGAUACCUCCGUGAAAAUAACGUGGAGCAGUGUUUUGCAUGGAGUGAUGAAGCCAGAUGCCAAUGCAGUGGAAUCUGAACCCGGUAGAGUACAGCCAGCGCGUGCUGUGGUCGUGGAGCGGAUAAAUGCCAUCGCGUGAAGCUAACCCCCACGAAGAGAACUCCAUGUCUUUCUUGGACUGCUCCUGCAUCUCCCCCACUCAGGUCCAGCCAAUCAGCAUAGAGGACCAGUAUGAGGACAUCAGCCACCAAUACCUGAGCUCUGACGUCUCAGAAUGCACUUUCACCUGGGGUGGUGCAGGCAGCGAUGACAUCACAGCGCUCUCUGCUAACUCCGCCCACUACCAGCUGCUGUCAGAGCUGGGGAAAGGCUUCAACAACCUGAGCCAGGUGCGCAUGGCGCGCCACACCCCCUCCCGCCAGCUGGUGGCAGUCAAGAACACCAACCUGGAUGAGUGUACUGAGGAUGAGCUGCUACAGUUGAUGUGUUUCCUGGCUGUGACCCCAGUGUUUCCUGGCUGUGUGGACCCCAGUGUUUCCUGGCUGUGUGACCCUAGUGUUUCCUGGCUGUGUGACCCUAGUGUUUCCUGGCUGUGUGACCCCAGUGUUUCCUGGCUGUGUCCCCAGAACGAGGUUCUUCUCUCCAGGAUGUUCCGCCAUCCCAACCUGCUGACCUCUCGCCUGGUCUUCAGCUCCUGCUGCCAGCUCUGGGUCCUCACACCACUCAUGGGCUACGGUUCGGCAGAUAGCCUGCUGAGGACGUUCUUCCCUGACGGGAUGAGUGAGUCCCUGAUCGCUUACCUCCUCCACGGAGUCCUGAAGGCUCUGCAAUACCUGCACCUCAUGGGCUACGUGCACAGGGGAGUGAAGGCCAGUCACAUCCUGCUGUCUGGGGAGGGCCGUGUCUACCUCUCGGGGCUGCACAGUGUUUAUAGUAUGAUGCGGGAUGGGAAGAAGGUGAGGACCGUGUUCGACAUGCCCCAUCACAGCCCCGCCCUGCUACCCUGGCUCAGCCCAGAGCUGCUACGACAGGACCUGCAUGGCUAUGGGGUGAAGUCAGACAUCUACAGUCUGGGGAUAGUAGUCUGUGAGCUGGUCAGUGGCAGGGUGCCUUUCCAGGACAUGCCCCCUACACAGAUGCUGCUCCAGAAGCUGCGUGGGUCCCACUGCUGCCUGCUGGACGUGGCCCCCUCCCCCCUAGGGGAGCUAGGGGGGCUGAAGGUGUCCCGCUCUGGGGUGGACUCUGGCAUCGGGGAGAGUGUUGCCACGGGCAGCCUGACCCACACCGCCACCGCCGAGAGACCUCAGAGCCCCGCCCCCAAGAACCACUCGGCCACCCUGCACAACCUGGUCCAGCUGUGUCUGCAACAGCAGCCCGACUGCAGACCCUCUGCUUCUACACUGUUGACCCAUGCCUUCUUCAAACAGGUGAAAAGGCAUCAUACCCGGGACUCCUUCCUCAGUCUCAUGUACCCCGCGGUGCCCCUUGGAGUUUCCAGCCCCGAUGACCCCCCUGUGUCCUGCACCCCUACCUCGUCCUGCCACCCCCCCACCUCCGCCAUCGCUCACCCCACAGAGGAGGUGUGGGACUUCUCAUAACCCUCCUCCCUGCCCCCUUCCACCUCCGCCCCCCACAUCCCAAAACCUGACAACCAAGCCUAACUCAAGACAAUCAAAACGAUCAAAAAACAGCGAGCCCAAACCUUUCUACUGUGCUUUGAUUGGACUUGUCCUACCCACCUCUCUGAGCCUUUCUACUGUGUUUGAUUGGACUUGUCCUACCCACCACUCUGAGCCUUUCUACUGUGUUUGAUUGGACUUGUCCUACCCACCACUCUGAGCCUUUCUACUGUGUUUGAUUGGACUUGUCCUACCCACCUCUCUGAGCCUUUCUACUGUGUUUGAUUGGACUUGUCCUACCCACCACUCUGAGCCUUUCUACUGUGUUUGAUUGGACUUGUCCUACCCACCACUCUGAGCCUUUCUACUGUGUUUGAUUGGAACUGUCCUACCCACCACUCUGAGCCUUUCUACUGUGUUUGAUUGGAACUGUCCUACCCACCACUCUGAGCCUUUCAACUGUGCUUUGAUUGGAACUGUCCUACCCACCACUCUGAGCCUUUCUACUGUGUUUGAUUGGAACUGUCCUACCCACCACUCUGAGCCUUUCUACUGUGUUUGAUUGGAACUGUCCUACCCACCACUCUGAGCCUUUCUACAAGUUUUCUAGGCUUUUAUAUGUUUGUUUUGAAAGUCAAAUAAGGGUCUGCAGGUGGAUGUUUAUUGUCACGAGUCUUGUCCUGGAGGCAGAACUGAGCCAUUUCCCCUUAGAUAGGCCAGCUGCUGGAAUAGGAGGGCGGGAUUAUUGAAGCUGCUCUGCCUGGAUCAUCCAAUGAGGAUCUCUGUUUCAUGGGUGUGGCUGCCGAUCGACGACAAUGACAACCAAUGACGUUGCAGGACAGUGAGGACACACCCCCAUGCCAGUGAAAAAGACCUAUCACUGGACUCAUAUGGAUCGUACUACGAACAGUAAUGUGAACUAUUUUAGGCUAUUAGACUGCGAAAGGGCAUAGAUAAUAAUGUGUCAGGGUUUGAAGAGGAAGAUAAUAGAUAAUGAUAUGUUAUGGAGUUGGAGAGGGUAUGAGUGUUAAAACACAAGUGUGCGAGCAGAGACGGUACGAGAAUAGCUAGUGUGUUAGUGGAAGUUCAAUGGUUAUCCCUCUAGUCUUGUGAAACCAGCCUGAUCUCGCGAUAGCUCACAUUCCCGAAGUGAAACUAAACGUGAGCUCAGCGGUCCGUCUGAUUGACCAGGCUGCUAUCCCUCCCCUGUACAACCAGUGAAAUCCCUGUGAUCAAAUAAGAACUAUAACACUACUGUGCUUUGAGACGCAGCUACCCUAUACACGUCCCCCUAGUCGUAAUAAACGUGUGGGAGGGUCCUCAAUUGUAUCGUUUUAAUGAAAUCUGUCAACUGUUUAUGAUACAUUUAUGUGGAUUAUUCUGUGAUUGAUGAUUAUGUGUAUGAGAGAUAUUUUAUGUAUCAGUGCAUAUCAAACAUGUUAUAGCUGUAUGAGCCAUAUAGAAGUGUUAUAAAUAUAUUCAUUAUCAAUUUUCUAAAA
Messenger RNA from Salmo salar (Atlantic salmon), 3354 nucleotides. The record is from RefSeq and is a predicted model, not a curated record. NCBI's taxonomy places the organism in Eukaryota, Metazoa, Chordata, Actinopteri, Salmoniformes, Salmonidae.